Hyaloscypha bicolor E is the source of this 1580-nucleotide messenger RNA. Its product is annotated as CDC50 family protein-like protein. Lineage: Eukaryota; Fungi; Ascomycota; Leotiomycetes; Helotiales; Hyaloscyphaceae. The transcript is spliced from 5 exons. The record is from RefSeq and is a predicted model, not a curated record. Gene Ontology annotation, cellular component: Golgi apparatus; plasma membrane; endoplasmic reticulum. The coding region runs from base 16 to 1302 and encodes 428 amino acids.
CGAAAUACCUUCAAGAUGGUAGACCAAACACCCGGAAUGACGCACGAGGACUCGAUUGGCUCGCAGGAUCCGCAUAACCAGGAGGAAGAGAAGAAGACGAAGAGCAGGAGGCCAGCAAAUACUGCGUUCCGCCAGCAGCGAUUAAAGGCCUGGCAACCGAUUCUCACUCCGAAAACCGUCCUCCCAUUAUUCUUCGCCAUCGGCAUCAUAUUUGCGCCCAUCGGAGGAGGAUUAUUAUUUGCCAGCGCGCAGGUCCAAGAAAUCAUCCUAGACUACUCAAGAUGUUACCUCGACGCUCCAGAGUUUCCUGCCGACGCGACAACAAUGCCAGGCAAUCUAGUCACAUCGCAUUUCAACAAUAAGAAUCAUGCACGGGACGACGCCCCGCAAUGGGUGAGAAGAGCCAUCAAUGUUACCUAUGGGCCGGAUGAUCCUCUUGUUGGCUCAGGACCCGUCCCGGCCACACGCUGCACCAUCACCUUCUCGAUUCCAGCAAACAUGACACCCCCAGUCCUCUUCUACUACCGCCUCACAAACUUCUACCAAAACCACAGGCGAUACGCGAAGUCCUUCAACACGGCCCAACUCUCCGGAACAGCCGUCUCCGCCGGCGACGUCCACAGCAGUGACUGCACGCCUCUGACAACUGUGACUGAAAAUGGUGUCCAGAUACCUUACUACCCUUGCGGUCUUGCGCCAAACUCCGUCUUCAAUGAUACAUUCUAUUCCCCAGUCCUCCUGAACGUUGAAGGCGGUAACGCAGACAACAGCACUUAUGUGAUGCAGAACACCUCUAAUAUAUCCUGGGAGAGCGACAAGAAGCUCUACGGCCAAAGCAAGUACAACUGGUCCCAGGUUGCCGUGCCACCAAAUUGGGAGAAGAGAUACCCGAACGGCUACAGCGAUGCUUACCACCCGGAUCUUGUGAAUGACGAGCAGUUCCAGGUCUGGAUGCGUCUUGCAGGCCUCCCGACUUUCAGCAAGCUUACGCAGCGCAACGAUACCGCGACUAUGAUCUCAGGACGAUACUCGGUCGAUAUUGACCACCAUUUCAACGUAACCGAAUACGGCGGCACAAAGUCCAUCAUCAUCUCCACUCGAACCGUAAUGGGCGGUAAGAACCCCUUCCUCGGCAUCGCCUACGUGGUCGUCGGUGGCAUCUGCAUCGUGCUCGGCGCGCUCUUCACCGUCACGCACCUCAUCAAACCCCGAAAACUCGGCGACCACACGUACCUGAGCUGGAACAACGCGGCGCCCAGCGCGGCUGUGCAUGCUAGUGGACGGGAUUUGGGCGGUGAGUGAUAUGUGUAAGCGAGGAACGAGUCUUGAGGUAAAAUGUUGAAGUUGAAUGGAUGGGGGAGACGAUGUACAACAGCCAUCGGUGGCCUUCCUUAUCACGGGAUCACGCUUUCAUUAUGGUUCGAUUUUCAUUGUGUUUCCGGCAAAGCGGUCUGGCGUCGUCUUUUCUCUCCUUGGUUGUGGUUGGGUGGAAAUUGGGUCUGGUUUGUUUGAAUCUAGUAUAGCUUAGAAUUGUAUCAGAUGCAUUUACGCCACCUGGUUCCAGCGAAGACUGAUCAAUG